Messenger RNA from Prunus dulcis (almond), 1618 nucleotides. Its product is annotated as two-pore potassium channel 1-like. Bases 342 to 1352 code for a protein of 336 amino acids. NCBI's taxonomy places the organism in Eukaryota, Viridiplantae, Streptophyta, Magnoliopsida, Rosales, Rosaceae. The transcript is spliced from 3 exons. Gene Ontology annotation, molecular function: potassium ion leak channel activity. The record is from RefSeq and is a predicted model, not a curated record. Gene Ontology annotation, biological process: potassium ion transmembrane transport; stabilization of membrane potential. Gene Ontology annotation, cellular component: plant-type vacuole membrane.
ACACGGAUCAAACGCAGUUGAGCCUUGGACUUUUGGAGGUUCGAUCCAACGAUCCAUCCACUGCAUUUAAUAAUAAAAAAUUUACAGAAUAAUUUACAACGAUCCGGCCAGCCGCAAAACAUGUCUGUCUUAAUCUUUCCCAAAUAAACAAAAACACAAAUUCCAUCCUAUUUUUUUGGUUUAAAGAAAAAGAAAGAAGUACGAGGCGGAAUGAUGAAAGUCCGGCGACUGAGAUCUUCCAGACCUGUGAAGAAUUGAGAAGCAGAAUCCGAACAUGCAGCUUAUUCUGGUCUGGUCGCUGGUCAUGUAAUUUGCUGAAAUCUGAAUCGUGAAUCGUCCUAAUGGCUAUGGAUGAUGUGAGAGAACCUCUGAAGGGUAGAAAAUUUCGCCGUUGUAGAAGUGCUCCUCUUGCAGAGCAUGUACCCUUAGAGACAACCAAUGGCUCAGUUCCAGUUACUGAAUCCAUUUUUCGAAAUUUACACCCGAGUUUUCGUAAAGUAUGUAUAUUCUUGGCUUUCUACUUAGGCAUAGGAACUAUCUGCUUCUACCUCGUCAGGAACCAGAUCAAGGGAGAGAAGACAAAUGGAGUUCUUGAUGCUGUUUAUUUCUGUAUUGUGACAAUGACCACUGUUGGAUAUGGAGACCUAGUGCCAAACAGCAUUCUUUCGAAACUACUGGCCUGUGCUUUUGUCUUCACAGGAAUGGCUCUUGUUGGGUUGAUCUUGAGCAAAGCAGCUGACUACUUGGUCGAGAAGCAGGAAAUAUUGCUUGCUAAAGCCUUACAUAUGCAUCAAAAAGUUGGUCAUAUUCAAGUUCUUAAAGAUGUUGAGACUAACAGUUUGAAGUACAAAUGCAUUGUGGCCUUUAUCCUUCUUUUGGUACUCAUAAGUGCUGGCACAAUCUUCCUAGCUACUGUUGAGAAAUUGGACCUUGUGGAUGCAUUUUAUUGCGUUUGUUCUACCAUCACAACCCUGGGGUAUGGAGAUAAGAGCUUUUCAACUCAAGCAGGGCGUGUUUUUGCAAUAUUCUGGAUAUUGACAAGUACCAUUUGUUUAGCUCAGUUUUUCCUCUACAUUGCUGAGCUAAACUCCCAGAGCAGGCAAAGGGCAUUGGUCAAGUGGGUUCUUUCUCGUAGGACGACAAAUGUAGAUUUGGAGGCAGCUGAUCUUGAUGGUGAUGGGGUAGUUGGGGCUGCUGAAUUUAUCAUAUAUAAGCUCAAAGAGAUGGGGAAGAUUAGCCAAGAAGAUAUUAGACUUGUGAUGGAGGAAUUCGAAGAUCUUGACGUUGAUCAGUCAGGAACCUUGUCGUUAUCAGAUAUAAUGCUUGCUCAACCACCUUCGACAGAAAAGUAACUCUGGCAUCAUGCUGGUUUUCAUUCUGAGAAGUGUCUCGUAAGAUUGUAAUAUGUAUGAUUGCUUACCCUUUCUCUGAUAUAAAUUUUAUACAUGAGGCCAUAUCAGAAACAUUCCAAUAUAUCUCUUCCUUAUAAACACUUUGGUUAAAAAUGGUUAGACUGCCUCUAAGCAUUUUAGUGAUCAUUGUUCAUUUUGGUUUACUGGAUUCAUACAAUGUGUGAAACCAACUUGCAUAAUGACAAUUGUGACAUUGAAAUUUCGCA